AUUACUUCCGUAUGUAUGUACCAUACUAUUGCACCAUACCUACUAACGUACUAUGCAAAACGAGCGAGGUACAGACCUUGUUGUGAGUAGAACGUUCUUCAAAAAGUGCCUUCGUACCGGUAGCAGCUUUUUUCGGGAAAAUGCUCGCAAGAAACGAUUCAUUCCCAAUGAAAUCGAACGAGAACCAUCGACACGACUAUCACGACUAUCACCCCCCGAAACCAUCUUCGAUAGCACCAACUCACAAAGAACGUAGYUUGUUGGUGGAGUCCCGGCUCCAUGGCAUACCGCAACAAGUACUGUAAGACCGAGAGAAAGCAGUCCUUUCCGUACAUAAAUGCGAGCAUCCAUCCUUCGAUUAUCGCCAUCGCCGCCAUCUAGAUUUUUCUCUGUGCCCUCUUCCCCGUCCACCUUUUCCUUCCCACCGUCUAAAACAGCAASGAAUCGRCUGGAGUCUAUCCAAACAAAGCGGUUCCUAACACUGGGACGAAACUCAUCUCGUAUAUUCCGAUCGAAGAUGACGAUGGACGGAAGCAGCAGCGGCGKCGGCACCGCCAGAACCCGUUCGGCKCGGRACGACGCGGCCCGUUCGGACCCCCCGGCGAUCGCCGACAUCGAAGACUUUCACGCCCUGCACGACGAAGCAAUGCGAAAGGCGGAGAGCACCUACAUCGACCCCUCCACGGGAUUUAUGGUGUUCACGGAACUCACGCACCUGAAGCGGGGCAAGUGCUGCGGGAACCGCUGCCGGCACUGCCCGUACGGCUUCGAAAAGGUCCGGCGGCCCGCUGCGAGGGGCUCGUGGAGGAGGAGGCGGGCGGCMGUGGGGAGCGACCCCGCUUSUGCUUCCGCCGYUUCGGUCGAACCGAUUCUCGAACCGAUACCGGGGGCACCCGUGGCCAAGCUGCGCUCGGGGGACAGGGAGAAGGCGCAAAACAUGGUGAGGGAGAUUCUCGAGCGGGCCGGGAAAUGGAAUCCCGGCGAAGACGGGGAGGAAAGCACCAGGGGAUCGAGCAACGCGGUUGUCGACAGCGACGAUGACUCCUCUUCUGCCUCGGAAUCGUCGUCCUCUUCCUGCUCGUCGUCCUCGUCCUCGUCUUGUUCCUCUACAGAAAGCGCAGCCCCGGUCACGACUGCCGUGRUCGAGGCUGCCAAGGACACCCCCGAUUCUUCCACAUCGACGAGCACGUCUGCAACCGCAUCUCUGAACAGCAGUGCCGAAAGCGACGGCGCUCCGGACGGCAACCGCCCGAACCCCCACGCAACAACAAACGCGCGAACCCAUGCACCCGCAACGACGACGACGAAAAACGUCCCCUAUACGCGGGGCGGCGACCAGGGCACGUCCCAGCUGGGAACGGGCGAGCGACGAUCCAAAACCGACGACGCCUUCGAGGCGAUGGGAUCGGUCGACGAGCUCUGUAGCUUUGUGGGCGUAGCCCAUUCGCACCUCCUCAACCACAGAACCACGAGGAUCCGCAGGGACACCGGGGUGUCGUACGGGGAAUUGCCGGUCCGGUUGCUGGACGUGAUGAGCCGGCUCUUUGACGUCGGCAGCCACAUUGCGAAACCGCAGCCGGCAAAGGAAUCCUGCAGCSACCACGCCGAACGGAAGCCGUCGGCCGUCUUUGUCCCCAACGGAAUCGGCGACGGCUUUGAUCCCAACCACGUCGACGACCUGGAAGACUGGAUCAACGAAAUGACGGAGGACCUCCCCGAGCUGACCUCCUUCAUCCUGCCCACCGGGGCACCGGCCUCGGCGGCCCUGCACGUGGCCCGCACCGUGUGCCGCCGUGCCGAGCGCCGGGUGGUUCCCAUCGUGACCGCCGGGACCUGCGAUCCGAACGCCCUGAGGUACCUCAACCGCCUGUCGGAUUUCUUCUUUGUGUCCGCGCGGUGGGUCAACUUYCGGGAGGGCCAGGAAGAGAUCGAGUACCGGCUGGACCUGUACGACGGCGAAAGCGGGGACGGCGACAGCGACGGCGAUGCGGGCGGCRUCCCGCKGCGUUCCGGCAGGACGGCCGCCUCUCACGACCAGCGCGGACGGGUCCAUCGCUCCCUGAACUAGGCAACACCACCGAGAUGUACAACAGCAGCAGCAGCAACAACAGCAGCAACAACAACAACAAUAACAACAGCAAUAGAACAUUUGGAGGAAUGACACGUAUUCUUUCUAUAAACUACUCUUUUUUAG
Messenger RNA from Pseudo-nitzschia multistriata, 2194 nucleotides. NCBI's taxonomy places the organism in Eukaryota, Bacillariophyta, Bacillariophyceae, Bacillariales, Bacillariaceae. The record is from the annotation of a GenBank genome assembly.